AUGUCUGAGGCGCCAAUAGCGACAAAGAAUGCAACCAGGAAGGUAGCCAAGAAGGCAGAUACAAGAACAAAUGAAGAGAAGGCACAAGCCGCUGGACUCAAGCGGGCGAAAUGGAAGCAGGACAUGAAGGUUGACGAGAUAAAAUGGCACGAUUCACUUGCGAUCCACGACGGACCCGGAAUCGCGAUGUACGUAGGAGACUACGAAGAAGAUGUUGAAGAUGGCGGAAAGACAACGGGAAAGCUCUACCUUAGUUUCACAGGACCUGCGGACAACCUGAUUUUCAAAUAUUAUGAGCACGACGGCAAGAGAAUCCCCGGGAACAUAUUUGACAAGAGUAGUCCCUUGGAGAUACGCUGGGCUUUCCCCUGGGAGCAUACGGCAGAAAACGAGACAGAUCAGCGAAAGGCCCCAUUCUCUGAGGUAGAUGAGGCCAACAUUGACAAGUUGAUGAGAAGAAUAAAGAAAAAGAUGGAAGAGAACAAGGAUUUCGAAACAAAAGACGUGACAUUCUCGGCAAAGGCUCUCGAGAUGACGAUGAUGGAGACGCCACCAUUCUCCGAACGAGAAAAAAUUGACGAAGUGUUAAAGAAACCCAGAUACCUGGUAAUGAAGCACAACAAGACGCGAACCCUAUGGCAGGCUGGCGAGAGCUACGUGAGCCACGAAGACACAAGGGAGAUGCUAGACAUCAGCCAAACGGCACCCUACCUGCAUUUGCUUGUCACCACAUCGACCGACUUGAGGACAUUGGUAAGAACAGGAUACAACGCUAAAGAGUGGCUGGCCUUUGUCUCUCAGACACAUAUUCCCGUUUUCCCCUGGGAACACGCCACGUAUCAAUUCAUCCGUCAAGCACUAAGAUCGUGUGGCAUUCGACCUAAGGGAGCUCUUGCGGGACUUGUCAGAACGAAAAAGUGGAGUGAUGACUUUGCCCGAGAGAGGGGCAUGAACUUCUGUCCAUUGCCUUUCGACGAGUUCUAUAUCGAUGAUAUCGACUUAGCAGCAAAGUGGUUCCACCUCACGCCCAUCCCUCAUCCAAUGAUUGCAGAGGACUUCAACGACAAGGUGGUCAGCGCCCAUGGAAUACUGGAAGAAGCCAGGGCAUACCCUAAAGUAGACACUGAAGUGCUCAUCAAAAACAACAUAUACGCAAAAGCCACUAUGGGAAGAAGGGAUCACAUGUGUCAAGCACUACUCAACAGCACCAUGAAGGGAUUUGAAAUGGGGUGGACCGAUUGUUUGAAACAUCUGAGUCUUCUUGACUGGAACGAAAAGGAUAGAAAAGCCGCAACAACACAGCUGAAGUAUGCCCCUCUACCUCCAGACUAUGCCCCUCAUUCUCCAUUACCGGCCGAAGAUGUGGAUCGAGAUUACGCUCAAAUACAUGACCCGUAUCACAUGAUACGUUUGCUGCAGGGAUUUGCCUUUACCGAGAUAGAGCAUCUGCUAAGCCUCCGCGCAAAUGCAGCCCCAUUUCGCCAAACACUACAAAACGUCUUCCGCAUUGAGGCCCGCGAGUCUUGUGACAAACCCCUUCAACUAUAG
Molecule: messenger RNA, 1548 nt
Organism: Alternaria burnsii
Lineage: Eukaryota; Fungi; Ascomycota; Dothideomycetes; Pleosporales; Pleosporaceae
Exons: 3
Coding region: 1-1548 (515 amino acids)
Source: RefSeq, a predicted model, not a curated record